Messenger RNA from Camelina sativa (false flax), 507 nucleotides. RefSeq lists its product as uncharacterized. Lineage: Eukaryota; Viridiplantae; Streptophyta; Magnoliopsida; Brassicales; Brassicaceae. The record is from RefSeq and is a predicted model, not a curated record.
CACCCCCAAAAGAGAUUUAGAGGAGGCACAUCAUAUCCGCAGAAGAACGGUAGUAUGGGAGGAGUAAAUCGCCGCCGUAGGAAGACUGAGAGAAAGACAAAGUUCGUGGGGUCUUUUGCUUCCAUCUUACGCCGAUAUAAGGACGCCGGUUUGAAUCAGGCCUGGAUGGAUUCUUGCGAUCAGGACUGGCUUCAGUCUAUGCUGAACAGGCCAGAGCCGAAGUUGACUGUUAUUUGUUAUCCUAGAAAGAAAAAGACUACCACUGCCAUGGCUCCGUCGACAUCAACGUCGUUGGCCUCUCAGCAGUCGCUGGAAGCUUGUUCUACCCGUAUGGAAACACUUGACUUGAAGGAGGGAUCUGAUCAGUAUCAUACCACUCGUGGCUCUGAUAUAUUUGAUACUCAGCAGGAGAAGUUAUCGUCUGAUAUUGCUACCACCUCAACCUCCAUGCCUCAGUCCCCAUCGUCAUAAGAUAAAGGGUGUCCAUUUAUUUCUCUCUAAUGUGUG